AUGGCUUCCUCUUCGGCUCGCCUCAACCACCACCAACUUCCGAAUAUCCACGGUGGAGGAGCCACGGCGGCGCCUCCGCCAACUCCGUCAUGUACACAUCCCAACACCACCACUAAAUCGGAGACAGCAGCAGAUGCUCUCUCCCACCUCUUCCACCGUCUUACCCCUAAGCUUUCACUCCCCAACCGCCGCUCAUCCGCCGCCCCAUCUCUGCCGACAGUAUCUUUCUCCGCCGGAAGCUGUGAUGAUAUUAUAUCCGCUGCUACUGAGUUCGGCUAUUUCAACCUUUCUAAUGAUGACUCGGAUACAAUCAUCCCUUCUGGACUCGCUGAAGCGGCCGAGUCUGAGUCGCUCUCGCUCUUAGAGCUCAGUGAAGAGAAAAAGGAAUCGUCGUUUCCAAAAAACUGGCCGCUUGGCUACGAAUCCGAUGCUGAAACGCCAUCGUUUUGCUUAGACGCAGACUGUUCAACCGAGUCGAGCGAGUUAAAGGUGAAUUCGUUGCGCGAGUUCACUCGGAGUCUGGAGAAAGUUGGACUGAAGACGGUAGAGAUGCUGGCGAGCGCACUCGGGUUCGAGAACCCGUUUGGAAAUGACUCGGCCCGGUUUAGUACUCUGAUGUGGCUUAACCGAGGUAUUCCCGAUGAUAAACCGGCGAUAACCAACGGUUUUUAUCCAUUUGUUGUCUGUUUACAGUAUCAGAUAAGGGAACAGAAGUAUUGUUUGCUGUCCGAGUCAGGCUGGGUGUCCGUAUCUCCCCGAGUUGACUCGAUUCUUGUGACGCUUGGUGACAUUGCUCAGGUUUGGAGCAAUGGAGAGCUCAAAAGAGUGAGAUAUCGACCGGUGGUGUGCUCGGGACAACUUGAUGGUCCAAGGAAAUGUGUAACAAUGACAUUGAUGCUUACACUUCCCAUGGACACCAAGGUCUCUCCAUUGAAAGAUAUCGUGAGUGACGUCCAUAAAGAAGAAGAGUAUGCAGAGGAUGAUGAAGAGGGAGAAGAAGGAGGAGCAAGAAGUGAUGAGAAAAAGGCAUUUAGGUCUUUUUUUUUUGAAGAUUACGCAUGGAGAGUGUACCAUGAACGUCUCUUCUUCAAGGAUCCACUUGACAGAUACAAAAUCAAGUCUUAG
Molecule: messenger RNA, 1125 nt
Organism: Thlaspi arvense
Lineage: Eukaryota; Viridiplantae; Streptophyta; Magnoliopsida; Brassicales; Brassicaceae
Source: the annotation of a GenBank genome assembly